CGUCCAGUGUCGGUGGUUUUAGUCCUUUCUCGGAGCUUCAUCGCCGGCAGAAUGUACAGAGCGUGCUUGGUAUUGUGCGUGGCAGCCGCGGCUGCCCAGAGUCCCUUCGAGCUGGACCCCAGAUCCGGCUCCUAUUCCGGGAAGCCGACCAGUCUGGGACCUCUGUACAGCACGGGCCUCAGCUCCUCCCAGAGUUAUCGCGACAACAGCUACGAGGACAACGCGGUGACGCCCACGCCGUCCCCGACGCCCAUCUACAGGAAUUCCGCUGCCCAGCAACAGGUGUAUCGCAAACCCCAGGAUCCUUCCCGGGAGUACCAACAUCAAGUUCCGGUCAGAAUCGUUUCCCAGCCUCAGAGAGGACCUCAACGAGGGGCGCCGCAACAAUUCACGCAAAAUGGACAGCAAGUAGAUCCGGAAGAGCUGGAGGAAGAAAAGGAGGAGCCCGACCGACUGAGCCUUCUUUUGCCGCAAAGUAAAUUCGACUGCGUGAACAAACAAACCGGAUAUUAUGCCGACGAAGAACUCAACUGCGAAGUAUUCCACUACUGCCAAGACAACGCCAAGCAUUCUUGGAUCUGCCCCGAGGGAUUCACCUUCCAUCAGGUACACCUGAUCUGCAUGCCUCCUAGCGGAGACAUUUCCUGCAAGAAGAGCUCCCAGUAUCACUUCGUCAACGAGUAUCUGUACAAACCCCUCAACCAGGCCGAAGCCGAUAGCAAACCCAACGUCACUUUGAGAUACAGCGAGAGAUAUUAUCCUGCCGAUAUCUACACGGACGAGCGCGAUUCCGGAGACUAUCAAGUCCAAACCCCUAAUUCGGCAACCAUUCGUCGACCUGUCCAACAGGUCUACCUCGGACAGCAAUCCGCCCUCAAUGGACUCGCUGCGAGUCGUCCUCAAUCUCAGAUCGUUCCCCAAUACCGAGUUCCGGUGAAUCAAGUAUUCCGCAGCCCCGAGGAAGUCAACAUCCCCCUUCAGCAACGACGACCCCAGCCCCAGCAACAGUUGCUGCGAAGAUACCCCCAAGUCCGACCGGACGAGGAGGACUACGAAUAAACUCUGCGAGUACAACUCUUUCGGCGGUCCUUGUCGUGCUUUGUUCCCGUCAAAUUCCAAUCGAAGGGGCAGAAUUCCGUCUUGGCGGGCUUCUCUCUGUGUCUUCAAUGCGUUAAGUACCGAUCUAGCCCAGACUUAACCGAUUCCACGGCGUUCCACGUCGUAAUUUCGACCGAAAUUUUAUGAGACCCGACAUUACAAUUUCUUAACUUCACCCUGUUGUACCCUGUUGUACCCUGUUGUACCCUAAAUGUACCCGACUCGACGUGGAACUACGAACUUGACCCUGACUUUACCUGGGCUUAUUACCAAUGUUAAUUUUCAACUUAUUUGACCUUGUUUACAUCCACUUUGAAUUUAUGCGAUCCCAUAGGAAGACACCUUAGUGCUCGAGGCUAAAUCCGUUUAACCCUUUCCGAGCUGAAAUUUUACAUCAUUUAAUCGGUAGCAUCCGAAGUAACACAUACCUCCUAACGAGUUAAUUACCUGAAUCUUCUAAUUGCAUUUACACGUUAUCGUUUGCUCCAAUCCAUAUUGGUACUUGACGCAUUAACUCGAACCUCGAGGAAGCCCUCGAAUAUUAUCGAAAAGUCCAGGAACAAAGCAACGAAUCCCCAGGAUCGUUCCAAAGUUAAAGAAGAACUGGUCAUCGGUCGUCAAAUUCUUCUCCCCGACGAAGAAAAAUGGUUCCAGCAUUUAGGGGACCACUCGGACCGAAUGACCUCGAGUGCUUCGAGAAAGAUGUACAGUAAGAGCAAUUUGUGGUGUUCGAACUGUACCUACUGCCAACUACUGUUUAACGUAGAUCCAUCCCUACUAAUUUAUACGGUUCAUCCGAGUUUAAUCAACCCGCGUCGAAGGAAGAAGAACGAAACGAAAAAGUGCAGUAAAUUGGUACAAAUCGUACGCUUAUAUAAUACAGGUGUGUUAUACAAUCAAUUCUUUUUCAUGGACUAACUGAAACAACUCGUGUAUGCCCUGGAAUUAUUUUAAUUAUUUAUUAUUACAUUAUAUCGGAUACCUGUAUUAUAUGUACGUUAUAUAAUGUGCACGGUUUACAGGAAAAAGAGGUUGGAUGUAUUUUAUGCAGGAGAGAUUUUGCAAAAUUAACAGGCACCAAUCAUUGCCCCUACUGUAUCUGUAAAUAAUGAUCGGUGAUAACAAAGUGAUACGGCAAGCGUGUACAAUUACUUGUCCAGUACACGAUCAGCCACUCGACAUUCGCAAACUAUCCGCGGAAACGUCUUGACCAACAAAUUGUUACUACGUUACUUUUAAUCACCUUCAUGUCAGAAGUCGACUUUCCCCGUUCGAGCUUUCAUCGCCUUUCCUCGAGAUCGGUCAAGACUUUCGAGAUAGCGUCGCACGAGUCGAGUUUUCGUGCAACAUAUUCAUUACUUAUUGCAUUUGUAUGUACUCGUUAAACGGAACAAUCGCGCGCGAGAGCGAGUGAGGUAGAUUUAUA
This is a messenger RNA of Orussus abietinus, 2524 nucleotides long. RefSeq lists its product as uncharacterized. NCBI's taxonomy places the organism in Eukaryota, Metazoa, Arthropoda, Insecta, Hymenoptera, Orussidae. The transcript has 6 exons. Bases 52 to 1059 code for a protein of 335 amino acids. Gene Ontology annotation, cellular component: extracellular region. The record is from RefSeq and is a predicted model, not a curated record. Gene Ontology annotation, molecular function: chitin binding.